Messenger RNA from Brassica napus (rape), 393 nucleotides. RefSeq lists its product as uncharacterized. The record is from RefSeq and is a predicted model, not a curated record. Bases 1 to 393 code for a protein of 130 amino acids. The transcript has a single exon. NCBI's taxonomy places the organism in Eukaryota, Viridiplantae, Streptophyta, Magnoliopsida, Brassicales, Brassicaceae.
AUGGCUCGACGAUUCGCUUUCUUAUUCCUUCUCAUAUCUUUUGCUUUAGCCGGUGAAAUUUACGCCGCCGAUUCAUCUUCACCUUUUCCACCGACAACAACGUCAACCACCACUGUAAAAUCUCCCCCAGAGCUUCUCGUCGGGAAUAACUCAACGGACGGUACAGAUUACUCAGAUUACGAAGUCCCUAUAAAUCUUGCGCCGGAAGGAGUUGAGGUCGUGGAAGAUUAUGCGCCGUUCAAUGCUGGUAGAGGACCUGAUGAGCUUGCGCAACCUGAAGACGAUUUAAAAAUUAGUAAGGGAGAUAAUAAGCCUGUGAACUCGGCCUCUUCUUUUUCUUCUUUUUCCUCCAACGUUGUCUUCUUUGCUGCUGCUGGAUUAUUUUUGUUUUGA